Messenger RNA from Plasmodium gonderi, 2487 nucleotides. RefSeq names its product E3 ubiquitin-protein ligase. The record is from RefSeq and is a predicted model, not a curated record. The coding region runs from base 1 to 2487 and encodes 828 amino acids. Lineage: Eukaryota; Apicomplexa; Aconoidasida; Haemosporida; Plasmodiidae. The transcript has a single exon.
AUGAACAGCAGCACAGCCAGGGCAGAAUCGGACGAAGGAUUUGAUAGAAAUGAUAUUUUUUUAUAUCGAAGCGAAGCAAGUAAUGAAGGAGAGUCGUGUAAUGUUUUGUGUCUCCUUCUGUUCUUUAUUUCCCUAUUCUUCAUAAUGGUAAUGACAUCCGAUAGUAGCCCAGUACCGAAUGUCAACUAUGACAAUACCAAUCCAAACCUUGGGACGCAAGCAGAUGGGAACUUACUUAGUGGAGAGGCUUCUGAUAGGAUACCCACAGACGACAUGUUCGACAAUGUACUCAUCCAGAGCUUGAAUUUCAAAGGCCAUUACAGGGUUGCAUCCAGAGAAGCAGCACAUACAGGGGUACCGACAGAAGCAACAGGUGCAGUAUGGGAGACGAGUGGUGUUACUAUCAACGACAAUUCGUCCACUUCUCCCACUUCUUCUACUUCCACGUCUUCCACGUCUUCCACUACUUCCCCCUCUUCCACUUCUUCCACUUCUUCCACUUCUUCCACUUCUUCCACUUCUUCCACUUCUUCCACUUCUCCCACAUCUCCCACUUCUCCCACUUCUUCCACUUCUUCCACUUCUCCCACUUCUCCCACUUCUCCCACUUCUUCCACUUCUUCCACUUCUCCCACUUCUUCCACUUCUUCCACUUCUCCCACUUCUUCCACUUCUUCCACUUCUUCCACUUCUCCCACCACGAGCUACAAGCUGGGGAAGCCAAAUCGGGCCUGUAUAAACGAUGGGGAAAUUGCGAAUGAAGGAGAAUUCGAAGCAAAGUUAAUUACCCUUAAGCUAUCGUUAUACAAUUUGACAAAGACAUUUCUCUUUUUAUACUUCGAUCCGCAUGUUAGAUGCAGUGACUUACGUGAUCCUGAAUGUACCAGGAGUACAUCUGAGAUGGGCACGAACCCAAAUAAUGCAUACACAAUGGGAAGAAGCACCCCGCUGAGCAAAUUUCAAUUCGUGGGAGUUACUGGGGUGAAUAUAAACAAAGAGAUGAGUUACAUGUUCAAUGGAACUGGUUAUAACAUCCUCACACAGUGUCAAAAUAAUGUAAGCUGCAUAUGUAAUUACAAUAUUGGAAUUCGACAAAAUGUUUCUCUACAUGAAUCCACUUCCCUACGGGAGGUAGAAGAGUCUUACUUAUAUUCAUUAAAACGAUACAUUAUGGAUGAAGCGCAACAUUUUAACAAACACAUUUCGGUUAAAUAUUAUGAUCAGUAUUACAAAUACCUUAGUUCGAUCAAUCACAUGGAUGAUGGGGCUGGCACAUUUCAUGGUGAAAGGGAGGAGGGAAGGGGAGAAAAUUUCCACAAUAUUUUAAACAAAGGAAAUAGAUCCGAAGAAGAAAUGAAAUUAGAAAGGUCCCUUCCAGAGGAGAAGCAACAUGUGGAAGAAAAUAAAACAAAUCGGACAGCAAUGUAUGAUACUAUGUCAGAGGAAAAAGAACGGAAAGGAAAUCCAGAUUAUGAAGGAUACAUUUCAUCAAACAGCUGUAAUAUGUUUAUUUGGCUAGAAGGAAUGGAUAUUAAUAAGAAAUACAAUUCAACAAAAGUAAUGAAUUUUACCUUUAUAUAUAACAUAAAAUCGAUGAUAGAGUUAGGUUUGUUUUAUUCACAAAUUGGAUAUAGCAAUGAGAACAUGAGAAAUGCAGGGAAAAUAUCUCUCAUGUCGAUAUGUUUAAAUUCAUUCAUUGAACUUUUUGAAUCCCUUCUUCUUUUAUAUGAAGUAAUGUUAUCAAGAUUGCUACUAACUCAUUUUAUAUUCAUGAUACUGUUGAAAUUCUUAUUGUUUACAUUAAUGGAACUUCGGUACAUUUUAAUAAUAUGGAAAGCCAAUCAUCAACAAGAUGUAAAUGAAGGAUGGGAACGGACACAAAGAAAGUUAAGUACAUUAUACAAGUGCUAUUACGGGUGUAUACUACUAGUUAUAAUAAGCUUUUAUUAUAUUUUUCCCUUCUUUCCAUAUAUAUUACUAAUUAUUUACAUGUGUUGGGUUCCUCAGAUUUUAUUAGAUAUAUGGAAAGGACAAAGGAAUUCAAUCAAUUUGAAAUUUGUUUUUUUAUUAUCUAUAUGUCGAAUAUUUUUACCAGUUUAUAUCUUCCUCUAUCCCUAUAGCAUUUUCCAGUUAGAUGUUUUUGUUCAAUCAUUGGAUGAUACACCCAGCUCUACAUUCAGUAUACUUCUCAUUCUUAUCUUAAUUAUCCAAUUAUUUUUAAUGGUAUUGCAAAGAAAAUAUGGACCCAGGUAUUUUAUUAACAUUGACCUUUUACCACAUGUGCAUAAUUAUUACAAAACUAUUGAUCAUACUUUCGAGACAGAAAGUCCUGAAUGUGUUAUUUGUAUGUACGACAUUGUUUUGAAUCAAAAAAAUUAUUGCCUCACUCCCUGUUUUCACAUAUUUCACGAGAAAUGCUUGCAACAGUGGAUGGACGUCAAGCUUGAGUGCCCUACGUGUCGGGGUACCCUUCCUAAUUUCCCCUAA